Messenger RNA from Sclerotinia sclerotiorum 1980 UF-70, 948 nucleotides. RefSeq lists its product with no specific name. The record is from RefSeq and is a predicted model, not a curated record. The transcript has 2 exons. Bases 1 to 948 code for a protein of 315 amino acids. Lineage: Eukaryota; Fungi; Ascomycota; Leotiomycetes; Helotiales; Sclerotiniaceae.
AUGGCGGAUAAGAAGAUUGAAGAGGGUGAUAAAGUUUCCUGGAAUUGGCGCGGCGCAAAUCCAGAGGGGACGGUGGGAGAGGUAAAGGCUGGAGAGGUUACGGUUACGAGCCAGCGCGGGAAUGAAAUUAAGAAGACGGGGGAUGAAACGGAUCCCGCGGUGCAUAUUGAGAGGAGUGGGAAUGAUGUGGUGAAGUUGGCUAGUGAGUUGGUGGUUGAGGAGAAGGGUGAGAAUGGGGAGAAGGGGGAGGUGAAAGAAGAGGUGAAGGAGGGAGAGGAGAAGGAAGAAGAGGAGAACAAGGAGGAGGAGAAAAAGGAAGAGGAGAAAAAGGACGGAGAGGAGAAGAAGGAGGUUAAUGAUGGAACUGAGGACUCUGAGAUGAAGGAUGAAGAGAAAGGUGAAAGUGAUGGGGAAAUCAAGGUUGAGGAGAAGAAGGAUGAAAUCAAUGCCAAUGGCGAAACCAAAGACGAAGACAAGGUCGAAGCCAACGGUGAAUCCAAGGUUGAGGAGAAGGUUGAAGCCAAUGUUCAAGAUGAAAAGGCUGAAUCUAAGGAAGAAGACAAGAAGGAAGAGGAUGUUGAGAUGAAGGGCGUUGAGAAUCAGACUGAAGAGAAGAAACCCGAGGAAAAGGAUGGAAAGGAAGAUGAAAAGAAAGUUUCGAGCGACAAAGAAGACCAACCCGAGAUCAAACCACAAAAGGGAAAUAAGCGCAAAGCAGACGAGUUGGAAAGCGAUGAAGAAAAAGCAGAAACGAAUGAUAACAAGAAACAAAAAACGGAUGCUACUUCCAACGGCACUGCGGACGGUACCACCCCAAAGAAGAAGCCUGGCAGACCAAAGGGUGCUUCUACAGCUAAUGGUACACCAGCAAAGAGAGAAAAGAAAGUUCCUGCUGUUGGUAGAGCUCAACGACAGACGAGAAGUCAGGCGCGCAAGGAUUCUGUUUAG